This is a messenger RNA of Meriones unguiculatus (Mongolian gerbil), 2201 nucleotides long. It is a transcript of the gene Pyroxd2, whose product is annotated as pyridine nucleotide-disulphide oxidoreductase domain 2. NCBI's taxonomy places the organism in Eukaryota, Metazoa, Chordata, Mammalia, Rodentia, Muridae. Bases 220 to 1965 code for a protein of 581 amino acids. The record is from RefSeq and is a predicted model, not a curated record. Gene Ontology annotation, molecular function: oxidoreductase activity. The transcript has 16 exons.
CCCUGCUUCCCUGGGUCCUGGAGGUGGCACAGGCUCUGCUCUUUCUUGGGCUACCCGCCCCCUUCCCAAGACUGGCGUGCGCAAACUCAGAGCAGCGGAAACUCAAGCCCUGGGAAGCCGUGGCCCAAGGCCAAGGCUGACACUGGGCUGUAACUCCUAGCCCCUCCCUCCGCCUGGGCCGCUGGAAAGCUGACGGCAAGCAAAUUGCUGGGGGCAGAAAUGGCUGCCAGCGGCCGAGGUCUCAGCAGGGCCCUGCACUCCUCUGCCGGUCCUGCUUGGAAGCGAGCUCAGUCGGGAGCCCAGGGGCACCUGAAGUCCGAGUAUGAUGCCGUGGUGAUAGGAGCAGGACACAAUGGGCUAGUGGCUGCGGCGUACCUCCAGAGACAGGGGGUGAACACUGUGGUCUUCGAGAGGCGCCAUGUGAUUGGGGGUGCGGCUGUCACCGAGGAGAUCAUUCCAGGGUUCAAGUUCUCCCGAGCAUCCUAUCUCCUCAGCCUUCUGAGGCCACAGAUUUACACAGACCUGGAGCUGAAGAAGCAUGGACUGAAGCUUCACCUGCGAAAUCCCUACUCCUUCACCCCCAUGCUGGAAGAGGGCACGCCGGGCAAGGCGCCCAGGUCCCUUCUGCUGGGCACAGACAUGGCUGAAAACCAGAAGCAGAUCUCUCAGUUCUCACGGAGGGAUGCUCAGGCUUUUCCCAGGUAUGAGGAGUUCAUGAGACGCUUGGUGCUAGCCAUUGACCCCUUGCUGGAUGCAGCCCCAGUGGACAUAGCAGCCUUCCAGCAUGGCUCCCUGCUACAGAGGCUCAGGGCCCUGUCUGCCCUGAGGCCCCUGCUAAAGGCAGGGCACACCCUAGGAGCCCAGCUCCCCCAGUAUUACCAGGUCCUCACAGGCCCCAUUUCCAAGGUGCUGGACCACUGGUUUGAGUCUGAGCCUCUAAAGGCUACUCUGGCCACAGAUGCUGUGAUUGGAGCGAUGACCAGUCCCCACACUCCAGGGAGCGGGUAUGUGCUGCUGCAUCAUGUGAUGGGCGGCCUGGAGGGGAUGCAGGGCGCCUGGAGCUACGUCCAGGGUGGCAUGGGUGCCCUCUCCGAUGCCAUUGCAAGCUCAGCUACUACCCAUGGAGCAAGCAUCUUCACAGAAAAGACUGUGGCUAAAGUUCGAGUGAACAGUGAAGGCCACGUUCAAGGAGUUACGCUGCAGGACGGUGAGGAGGUCAGGAGCAAAGUCGUCUUGUCCUGUGCGUCGCCACAGGUCACCUUCUUGGAGCUGACGCCACAGGAGUGGCUUCCUGCGGCCUUUAUCAAGAGGAUCUCCCAGCUGGACACACAGUCUCCCGUUACGAAGAUCAACGUGGCUGUGGACAGGCUGCCCAACUUCCAGGCGGCCCCCAACGCUCCCAGAGACCAGCCACAACCCCACCAUCGGUGCUCCAUCCACCUGAACUGUGAAGACACCUUGCUCCUCCACCAGGCCUUUGAAGAUGCCAAGAGUGGCCUGCCUUCCCAAAGGCCUAUGAUUGAACUCUGCAUCCCCUCAUCGCUGGACCCCACCCUAGCUCCACCGGGCUGCCACGUGGUCUCCCUCUUCACUCAGUAUACGCCCUACACCCUGGCAGGAGGCAAGGCCUGGGAUGAGCAGGAGAAAAACACCUACGCAGACAAAGUGUUUGACUGCAUUGAGGCCUAUGCCCCUGGCUUCAAGAGUUCUGUGCUGGCCAGAGACAUCCUCACGCCAUGGGAUCUAGAGAGAAUCUUCCGGCUUCCUGGAGGGAACAUAUUCCACGGUGCCAUGUCUCUGGACCAGCUCUACUUUGCCCGUCCGGUUCCCCACCACUCUGACUACAGAUGCCCUGUCCAGGGCCUGUACCUCUGCGGAAGCGGGGCCCAUCCUGGAGGAGGCGUCAUGGGAGCAGCCGGGCGAAAUGCAGCCCACACGGUCCUUAGGGACCUCAAGAGCAUGUGACACCGGGCUAGCUCGGACAACAAGGAGAAAAGUUUUCCCUGCACUUCUGAGCCGUUCAGCAGGACCCCUGCCCAUGAUGCCCUGCUUCGAAGGAUGCCACUGGAGACAACUGCAUUAGCAAGGUGCCAUUGUUUCUUAAUUGGGACCCUAGUUACAUUUAUGAGAACUUCACCUUGCCCCAGGCCUUCACGGAUUAGCUGUGUUUGUCUUAUUAAAAACAAUGUUUUGUAUAGAGA